AUGCGCGCGAGGCGCCCCGCCCGGCGCUGGACCGGCUGCGACCGCGCCCGCGGCGCCCGUGAUCGCCGCCGCGUCGCGCGCUCCCCCGCCGCGCCGCCCGCCGCCCGCCUGCAGCCCCCGCGCGCCCCGCCCCCGCUCGCCGCGCCGGCGAGCCGCGCGCCCGCUGCCACCAGCCGCGCGCCCUCCGCGCAGCGAGGCCACCGCGCGCGUCCGCGCACCGCCGCCCGCGACGCGCGCCCGUCGCCAGCGCGGCGCGCCGCCCCCGGGGUGGAAACUUCUCGCCGCGCCCAGACUCGCCGCAAACAACGGCAUCCCGCUCGACGAGCGCCGCGGCGCACCGCCCGCUCCGCCACGCCCGCCCCGCGCCGCACCCUCGCGCGGCGCCCGCGCCCCGGCGCCGCGCUGCCGCGCGCUCCGCCGGCCCGCCGCAGCCCGCGUGCCAGCCGGCCGACGCGCGCUGUCCCGAUCAGCCGCCGCACCGACCGCUGCGCCGACUGUCCCGACGCCGCGAGCAACGCCCGCCCCGCGCGCAACCGCCCGCACACCCGGCCGCUCCGUACGCCCGCUACCGCCGCUGCGCCGCCGCGCGGCGCUGCGCGCCGCAGGCCACGCCGCCGCAGCACGUCACGGCGCGCGCGCGCUCGCGCAGCUGCCGCUGUUGACCAGCUCGCUCCGGCUGAACGGCCCGCACGACACGCGCAAUCGCGCGCCGCGCCUAGCGACUCAGCCCCGCGACGCGCCACCAGACGGUGCCCGCCGCCGCGCCUCGGCGUCCGCGCCAGCGCUCGCAGCGGGCGCCCGCGUCCGACACGCUGUCGCGCGCCCGCCGCUCGUCGCGCCCGCUUCGCGGACGCGCCCGCGCGCCCGGCCGCGCGUUCUUUGGCACUAUUUCAACUGAUUGUACGCUACGUUACCUACACUGCGAGCGGUGGCUUGCUUCCACCAGUGAUGAAGGUCGAGGACCUCCCAAUCUAUUCCGAUUAUCCUGAAAACAAUGUGGAAUAUCGGCUGGAGGUUAGACCCGAAGGCUUUAUUCAGUCGAAGCUCAUCAAAUUCAUAAAACCUGUGAGAGUGCAGUUCCAGAAGUGGUUUGCAUGUUUUGAGCAAUCUACGGAGCAAAGGGUGACCCAAGCGUCAAUUACCAGCAAAUCCAUUUACCAACGGAUUCGAGAUGAGCCCAUCAUUCUGGCUCGUGGCGGCUUCAUAACUCUAUGUGGUUUGGGUGGUGUCAUCAUGGGAUACAGAGGUGGCACUUUCCGCAAAAUUUCCUACGCAACUCUGUCCGCUACUCUUGCCACUGCCGCCUGUUACCCCUCCGCCACCUACAACUACGGGGUUCGAGCUUUGAAUUUCGGUAGCACCAAGUUCCUUAAUUGGAAAGAAGAGUUAACGAAAAAGGUGGGUGCAUGA
Molecule: messenger RNA, 1410 nt
Organism: Dicrocoelium dendriticum
Lineage: Eukaryota; Metazoa; Platyhelminthes; Trematoda; Plagiorchiida; Dicrocoeliidae
Source: the annotation of a GenBank genome assembly